AUGUGGAUCUUAAAGGCGUCUUUUCUGGUCGCGGUCGUCCAGGCAUCCUUCAUGGAUAGCUUGCUAAACUUCUUCCAGCAGGGCAGGGAUAUCGCGGAUUUUAACGGGAUCAGUUAUCCGAAAUCUCGAGAUGGAGUAAGAAGGCAGAAGAGCAUUCCCCAUGAAAUUCCCUUCCCCUGUGACGUCCGCCAUGGCAGGUCCUUGGUCCGGCCGGAUAACGUCCACCGUCUCAGACCAGGUGAUAUCGACGUUAUCGGUGGAUUGGGCGACUCUUUGGUGGCAGGUAGUGGUGCUUUAGAAGAAUUUGCUGUUGGCACCUUCAUAGAAGCUCGUGGGGUCAGCUGGUGUGCAGGUGGUCAGGGUGAUUGGAGGAGUUUCCUCACUCUUCCGAACCUCAUCAAGGAGUUCAAUGCCAACCUGACGGGUUACUCCACCGGCACGGGGGAAUUCAUCUCGAAAAAAGCGAGGCUCAACAUAGCGUAUCCUGUGGCGGCAACAGAGGAUGCCUUAAGACAGGCUCGAAUCCUGGUGCAAAGAAUUAAAAAUGACCCCACAAUCGACUUCAAGAGACACUGGAAACUGAUAACGAUCCUGUUUGGGGCUAAUGAUAUCUGCUCGGCCCAGUGUUACGAACCUCAGCUUUUCUCCCCGAUUCGACACGCUUUGCAUUUACGAAGAACUCUUGAUUUCCUGCGAGCGACUCUUCCUCGGACUAUGGUGAAUCUAAUACCUGCGAUAGAUGUCACGGUGUCCGUCAGGGUGCCACGCGGUGCAAUGUGCAAUAUCCUGCAUCCUCUGUACUGCGCUUGCAUGCACCAAGGGAAUCAACCGGAAAUAAAAGCUUCCGUAAUGUCGCGCAGAUAUCAGCAAGCUGCAGAGGCUUUGGUUGCUUCAGGACGGUAUGACACCACACCGGACUUUACAGUCGUCUAUCAACCGUUUACGAAAUUUUUUAAUGCUCCAAUGGCUGACCCAAAACGAGCGCCUCCCCUUGACCCGAGUCUGGUCACGUACGACUGUUUCCACUUCAGUCAAAAGGGACACGCUUUAGGAGCAAAUCUUCUGUGGAACAACAUGCUGGAACCAGUCGGCAACAAGACAAAUGGAGGAUCCCGAAAGAUCAUGGAGAAAUUCCUGUGUCCAUCUUCAAGAAGUCCCUACAUCUUUACGAACGUCAAUUCGAGGAGAUUUUACGAGACCGGAAAUCAAGACGGGAUUUUACCGAGAUAGUUAUCAACGGUUAAUCACAUCUUUUGAUAAUUUGAAUGACAAUUUUAUGUGAAACCUCGGGUAACAUUGCGAAAAGUUACUCGAACAAGUGUUCUUGAUAGCUGGAUCUCGAGCAAGAGGAUGCAAGGUAAUCGCGCGAGAUCGAGAACUCUUAUCUCGCGAUAAAGUCGUGUCACGGGGAUCGGCAUGUAUUAAUUAUCCCGUAAGGAUGUUUAACUCAGGGUUAGUGAUAUGAUCGAAUAAUUGUGCGGUAACGAUAGUACUCCACAAUCGAUUUGUACGUCGAGAUGUACUUCCGUCCAGAAUGAAAAAAAUUUUUUUUUUAUCAAUCGAGGACACCGAAAUCGUUAUAAAUUUAUGUAAUGAACCAACUGACGUUGUAAUCAAUUAUUAUUAGCAUAGGGCAAUCUAUGUACAUCAGUGCAAAGUGUUAUCCUUUUUUCUGCCGAUUCGAGUUACUUUUAGAAAAUGAAUUAUUAUAAACGAAGGACUCAGAAGGAGGUGAUGGUCAGCCUAGAAUGAGCUCCUCGAGGUGAAAUCGAUAAUCAGUGGCAUUGUUUUCCCGUCCUUUGCUUACUGAUAUCAUUAGAUAAUCAUUAGGAGGACGAAGAACGUC
Orussus abietinus is the source of this 1846-nucleotide messenger RNA. RefSeq names its product phospholipase B1, membrane-associated-like. The coding region runs from base 1 to 1230 and encodes 409 amino acids. Gene Ontology annotation, molecular function: glycerophospholipase activity. The record is from RefSeq and is a predicted model, not a curated record. The transcript has 8 exons. Gene Ontology annotation, biological process: phospholipid metabolic process. NCBI's taxonomy places the organism in Eukaryota, Metazoa, Arthropoda, Insecta, Hymenoptera, Orussidae.